AUGAGUUCACAUCGAUCCAACUCCUUCAGCUCACCAGGCAGCAGCACUUCGACCGUCAGCACGAGCAAACAUGCUGCUACCAAUGCCACCGCCACAAUAGCAAACUCAAAUCAGACUCGACGCAAACGCACUCAGUAUCGAUCCUGCGAUCAGUGUCGCGCAUCCAAGCGCGCCUGCGACUUGUCUGCCACCACUCUCUCCUCCUGCUCUACUUGCAUUACUCGACAGAUCGAAUGCACCACCCAGUGGCUCGGCCAGAAGAACAAAAAGCAGAAGCAAUUGCUCCCACCUCCUGAUCUUGCAUCCGUCUCGCCGUCAAGUCCAUCUGCCUCGGAUUCCAACAUGCUUUCCGAUGCCCUCGCAGAGCACGUUAAAGGCUGCAAGCUUCGCAUGUACACCAACCUGUUCGAGUUCCCCUUCUCCCACUGGCUAGCCCCUGGAUGCAAUCCCUACUUCCCCUCGUUUGACUCGCUCGACUCCCAUACACCCGACGCACAGCUCGACCGUUGCGUCCAGCUCACCAGUGGCGUGCACGAUCAGCUCAAGGGUGCAUCCACCAAUCCUUCCAAACUGAUCCAGCAAUUCUCCUUGCUUGACGCUCUCCUCCUAAGCCGCCAAUGCCAACAGCGUGGCAUUGACAUCGAUCACAUCGCCGCCCCCAGACUCCGCGGCAUUCGAGAACGGAAUAAGGUCAUAGACGAAGCUCUCACAUGGACAGCCGUCGCCCACGCUUUUCAGUACACUGCUACUGCCGAUUUCGUUGCCUCUGGUGCUCAGCGAGCCGAAGCGAGAACUCGAUCCCGUACGCUUACCACGGCCGCUUGGCAGAAAGCGCGCGCAGCCCUCUUUUCCAACGUUUCCUUCCAUAGCUUCCGCAACGCUUUCGCCUUUCUCAUCUUUGGAACCAUCACGCCCCCCACCACCCACAUUGCAGGUCAAGCCAGUCCCGCCGAAGAUACUGCCUUUGCCGUCGCACACGGCCUCAGGCUGAUGCACACCCUUUGUCAGCAGGCCAAGUCUUUCCUCGUCUCAACCCACAGCACCUCGAACGCUUCCACCAACGUGGUUCUCCAUGCGCUCAAGGCCACAACCUGGUUCUACGACAUUGCCAAAGCCAUUCUCACGCCCAUCGUCAAAGGCUUGAUUGGCGACGACGCCACCGCCUCUCUCUACUGCGAUGUAGAUCCCUUUAUAUCGUCCGACCGCGCCACCCUCUUUCACAACCCGGCCUUUGUCCGUGGUCUUAUCGGAGCCGAAAAGUCACCCGAUACGCUAGUCUCCCAUGUUUCCUCACCUGCCUCGUUGUCAAUCGACCCCGUCGCUUCAGAUCCAUGGACCCGGGUCGUCGACCAGGCUCGAGCCGGUCUGAUGUCCUCCGCGAUCAUUUCCUUCAAGCUCGACGCAUGGGCUGCCGGUGAGUUGAUCGACAUCCACCACGAACUCAACGAAGCGGCAGCCUACAAGAUCCUCAUAUGGAAGGCUGUCGACGAUCUCGAAACAGAGCCCAACCGCUCUCUGGCUUUGGAUGUCGCCAUCGCCAUCGCAAGCCAGUGGCACGCAUCGCAUGCCGUCGUUGUCGAUUCCGCAUUGUCCGCUUACCAUCGUCUGAACCCCGAGUCAAGGACAAUGCUGUCGUUCGCCGUGCAACACUCCAGCCUCGGCCUCUUCUAUCUCGAUACGCUUAUUUCCAAGCUCGGUUCGGCCGACGCUCAAAGAUCGCAAGAGUGGCGCGCCGUGGACCCGGGCAACCUCUCGAGUGCGCGGAGGGUGGCCCAACUCUGCGAACGAGCACGCCAGGAUGCCCUCGCCGGUCUCACCGUCACUGCAGACGAGGCAGAAAACGAGGGCACUCGAAACCUCGCCCAAACCUUUCCCAUGGGCCAGUGGUGCCAUCCGUAUCCUGUGCUCUCCAUCCAGGCCCAGGCUUGGGCUGCGCAUCACCUGCUGCGCCAUGCAGAGCAGCAGCAUGUACUCUCCGGCGAUUGGCGCGACUGGGUCCAGCUUGUCGACCACUGCCUUUUCUGCCUUGACAUGAUGCAGGAAUGCCUGGCGCCCUUCCCCGCGCAUGCCCUCGACCAGAUGCCACUCGAAGGCCUGCUCGAGAGACGCGCAUACUUUCUCUCAUGUCCUUCCUGA
Molecule: messenger RNA, 2136 nt
Organism: Sporisorium graminicola
Lineage: Eukaryota; Fungi; Basidiomycota; Ustilaginomycetes; Ustilaginales; Ustilaginaceae
Exons: 1
Coding region: 1-2136 (711 amino acids)
Biological process (GO): regulation of DNA-templated transcription
Molecular function (GO): zinc ion binding; DNA-binding transcription factor activity, RNA polymerase II-specific
Source: RefSeq, a predicted model, not a curated record